UUGAAGGUUUUUGGAAAUAAGCAUCAAUGAUGGUUGAGCCAAACCUAACGGCCAUUGAAGCAGGAAGUAACCCUGAUGCUGUUAAGACUGAGAGCAGUGAGGAAUUUUGGGAAAGAACGGAGCAGAAGGACCUGGGUGAGGACGUGGCCAGCUCAAAUGUGCAGCUCCAGCGUUUCAGGCAGUUCCGCUACCAGGAGGCUGAGGGACCCCGAGAGAUCUGCAACCAGCUCCACAAUCUGUCCCGUCGGUGGCUGAAGCCGGAGCAACACACAAAAAAUGAAAUCGUGGACCUGGUGAUCCUGGAGCAGUUCCUGACCAUCCUGCCAGUGGAGAUGGCGAACUGGGUGAGAGAAUGCAGAGCGGAGACCAGUUCCCAGGCGGUGGCCCUGGCAGAAGGCUUCCUCCUGAGCCAGGCAGAGGGCCAGAGGCAGCAAGAGCAGCAGCAGCAGGUAAAGGCCCAAUUUCCAGAAGUGGGACCUGAUUUCCCUGCAGCAGAGGCGGCUCCAUCAUCAGGCACCUGGCAGAGCCCCCCACAAAGGGGGAUCAGGCCGGAGGGCGACGGACGUGCCUCCUUGCAGGGUAAGGAUCAAUUGGGGUAGUGGUGGCUCUAUUUCAACUUGGUCUCGCUCUCUGGGGAAUGUCAGAGUCCUUUUCUGUUCCCCUUGGAUUGUUCUACAGGGAGGAUGCUUGACUCCAACCUUUUCCACAAUUCAAAUUUUCAACACUUGGAGACUUUAUACCUGAAAACCAAACCGUUUGAUUUGUGGCCUAGAGCCCAAGUGGGGGAAUGCGCAUUUCCCUCCAAAUUAAGUGUCAAAACCCAAAUGAAAGAUAAGACAUCUUGCAACUAUCUCAGGUGUACUUAGACUUGCUGCAAUUCUCGGCAUUUGCCUGUAGGUUCAGUCCUGUUGGGUUGCAAGGGGCUUCCUUCCCAGGCGUUUAGGAUGG
Molecule: messenger RNA, 948 nt
Organism: Elgaria multicarinata webbii
Lineage: Eukaryota; Metazoa; Chordata; Lepidosauria; Squamata; Anguidae
Product: zinc finger and SCAN domain-containing protein 26-like
Exons: 2
Coding region: 27-599 (190 amino acids)
Source: RefSeq, a predicted model, not a curated record